Lathyrus oleraceus (garden pea) is the source of this 963-nucleotide messenger RNA. RefSeq lists its product as uncharacterized. The transcript is spliced from 2 exons. NCBI's taxonomy places the organism in Eukaryota, Viridiplantae, Streptophyta, Magnoliopsida, Fabales, Fabaceae. Bases 1 to 963 code for a protein of 320 amino acids. The record is from RefSeq and is a predicted model, not a curated record.
AUGGACUGGCUACCUGAGUAUCUACCAAACUUCAUGAAAAGGAUACGAGAGCCCUCUGAGAAGUCCAAGAAGGAUAAGAAAGAAAGGCUGAGAGAAUCCUCUAGGUCAAGACCUCCAGUCCCUCUGGCUGGCUCUCCAACUCAGUUACAAGCUCGUGCUCUGGCCUCUCAACAGCCAUCACACUCUGAACCUGAACCAGAAGUCACUUCCCUACCUCUUGAACAUCCAAAUCCAACUACAUCUGAACAACCUCAAACACCACCACCUGCACAACAACCAAAUCCACCUUCUGAACAACCAAUCAACUCUGAACCGCAACCAACACAGUCACCUUCUACCAUUCCCACACCCACAACUUUCGUUGCCUCCAUAACUCCCACACUAAAUCUCAGUGCCCCAAACUCACCUUUUCCAUCCUCCCCAGCCUCUGCCGCUGAACCAGAGACUACCCUCCAUACCGUAGAAGAAGCAAUACAGGUUUUUGCAGAGUCUUCAAUAGAGAAGAUCAAGUCUUUGACGAUCAAUUCUGGCAUCAGUGAUGAUCCUUCUGAAGUAAGGAUCCAUUGGAACAGAGUGAUCAGUUGGAUAACCUCUGAAGCCUUCAAACUGAAAGGCCUCUCCGAACAAGUCUGCAACGACUUCAUCAGAGACGCUGGUAUUAGGCUCCAAGAGUGCUUGGCCAGAGAGGAUGAGGAACGAGCGAGGAAGGAAGAUGAAGAGAAAGCAUGCCAAGAAGAAGAACAACGAAUCAAAGAAGCUGCAGAGAAGGUUGUUGUUGAUACUGCGACUGCUGUUGAGGCUGAGGCAAAAGCUAAAUCCGAAGCUGAAGAAGCAACUCGUAUUGCUGCAGAAGAAGCUGCCAAGGCCAAAGCUGAUGCACUGACUCAGGGGGAGCACUCCAACUCUGGGUUUGUCCCUCUGGUCUUGAAGACUCUUGAAUUCUUCUUGGAAUUUGCGAAAUAA